Pogona vitticeps (central bearded dragon) is the source of this 681-nucleotide messenger RNA. NCBI's taxonomy places the organism in Eukaryota, Metazoa, Chordata, Lepidosauria, Squamata, Agamidae. The record is from RefSeq and is a predicted model, not a curated record.
AAGGUGGCAAACAGAGUCAGUGGGUCAUUUCAGCAUCCCAAGGCCAAGGAAGAGGGGACACAUACUGCUACCGGGAUGACCCCAAGGAAAGAGAAAUCCCACAUCUGUAUUGACUGUGGAAAAUGCUUUGCACGCCCCUCUGAUCUGGCUAAGCACGAGAACAUCCACACUGGCGCAAAGCCCUUUCGCUGCAUGGCGUGUGGAACACGAUUCAGUCAGUUGUCCCACUUGACCAGGCACCAGAGGAUUCACACAGGGGAAAAACCCCACACAUGUACUGAAUGUGGCGCAGCAUUUGCUCAACGGGCUUCUCUAGUGAGUCACCAGAGGGUCCACUCAGGAGAGCAGCCAUAUCGCUGUUCUCACUGCCAGCAGUGUUUCAGCCACCAGUCUGCGCUCAAAGUGCAUGAACGUAUCCACACAGGCCAGAAACCUUACAUCUGCCUGGAAUGUGGAAAGAGAUUUGUUUCCUCCUCCACCCUUAAAAUUCAUAAGAGGAUCCAUACAGGAGAAAAGCCAUUUUCCUGUGGCGAGUGUGGGAAGCGAUUCAUUCAGCGCUCCAAUCUGAUUUCCCACCAGCGGACGCACUCUGGGGAAAAGCCGUUUUGCUGUGGCGUGUGCGGGAGAAGGUUCAGCUACCCGUCGGACCUUACUAGGCACCAAAAGAUCCACACAGGGGAG